Aphanomyces astaci is the source of this 1516-nucleotide messenger RNA. RefSeq lists its product as hypothetical. NCBI's taxonomy places the organism in Eukaryota, Oomycota, Saprolegniomycetes, Saprolegniales, Verrucalvaceae. Bases 10 to 1371 code for a protein of 453 amino acids. The record is from RefSeq and is a predicted model, not a curated record. Gene Ontology annotation, biological process: proteolysis. The transcript is spliced from 9 exons. Gene Ontology annotation, molecular function: aspartic-type endopeptidase activity.
AGAUCUUCCAUGAAGAUGCCGAGGAGUACAAUGGCAGGUCGAUGGACGACGGCGCUGUGGAUGCUUUCAACAUACCUUCCACUAGCAAGCGGUAUCCACUGCAAGUUGCACGCCAAGACAUCGGACUUCCAGACACAAUAUUCCGUGACUAUAGCCAUCGGCACACCGGCUCAAGCCUUCGACGUGAUCGUGGACACGGGGUCGUCAGAUUUGUGGGUUCAAGGCACGGACUGCGUGGCGUGUAACGGCCAGCCGCGAUUUGCCGCAAUCGCAUCGACAUCCUUCCGUCCUGACUGCGGCCGCGGCAGUUGCACGUACACUGUCUCGUACGGGUCCGGCAUGUCGUCGGCAAAGGUCGGCCAGGAUCGCAUCUCCAUUGAUUCCUUUGCCUUGGCCGACGACGUUCAAUUCGGCGUCGUCUACGACGAGGACGCGUCCAUCUCCCAAGUACUCCAGAGCAGCGGCAUCCUAGGCCUAGCGUUCAAGUCCAUGGCAGCGUUCACCACGCCCUGUGUACAAGACUACAUGCAGUCGUUCUCACUGUCAUUGAGCCGAACUGCGCCAAUGCUAUCGAUUAACGAACAAUUGCCACCUUAUAACGAUCCAGCGAUUGUUUGGGCUAGCAUGCCAGUGGAGGAGCUGGACGGAAUGCACUCGUACUGGAUUGUGGGCCUGCCCAACGCCACCCUCGGGUCAUUGCAGCUCUGUGGCACCACCACGAAUCGAUGCCAAGCUAUCCUGGACUCGGGCACUGGCUUCAUUGCUGUGCCUUCUACUGCGUGGACUGCUGUUGUAACUCAACUGCAUGCGGCGGGGUGCUACGCCAUCGGUUCGUCAGGUCCGUUUGCCUGUCCUACUAUGGACACGUUGCCGCCUUUAACGCUCACGCUGGGCACAACGCACGGAUAUGCGUGUGUGUUGACGCCGUCCAUGUACGCGUUUCGCGAGUCUAGUACUACUACUAGCACGGCCGUGAUCGUGGGGCUGAUUCAGUCGCCGAUGGACAUUUGGAUCUUGGGCUCGCUGUUCCUGCACCAGUAUUACACUGUGUUUGAUAUGCGACACGGUGAAGUUCGAAUGACGGAGCUAUUGGAGCAACCAGUGCUAGAACAACUGCAGCCCGUGCCCAUCUCGAUACACGACCAGCCGUCAUAUUUUGAUCGAUACUUUGAUGAAGACGUAGCCGAGCAUGUGAUGGUCGUGGUGGUGCUCGGAGUGAGCCUGAUGCUGUUGUACAUGAUGGUGUGGCAGCCACAUUUUUCUCGACGCCAAUACCCGUGGGAUAGAAGCACUACGUCUGACGACUUGCUGCUCGUGAGUUUACUUGAGCAUGACCUGCAGUGGAAACAGCAGCCCCCACCAGCCAAGUAAAACGCCCAGUCGUUUCGAUUUAUCAUAAUCGUAUGGGAACCCUUUGUUCAAAUCCUAGAGUUAAAAUAAAGCCAACACCAGACUAUGUAUUACAGUAGGACAACGUUAGUUAGUACUAAUAUUAAUCAUACUAUUGAAAGCUUAC